Molecule: messenger RNA, 1092 nt
Organism: Kwoniella shivajii
Lineage: Eukaryota; Fungi; Basidiomycota; Tremellomycetes; Tremellales; Cryptococcaceae
Product: pre-mRNA-splicing factor CWC2
Exons: 7
Coding region: 1-1092 (363 amino acids)
Cellular component (GO): U2-type catalytic step 1 spliceosome; Prp19 complex; U2-type catalytic step 2 spliceosome
Molecular function (GO): pre-mRNA binding; metal ion binding; U6 snRNA binding
Source: RefSeq, a predicted model, not a curated record
AUGAACGCGGUCACUCAGCCACCUACUAGUGAGACCUCAGUGGCUCCCAAGCGGAAGCUAAGGCCGGCUCGAAAGCAGGUCGAACAUGGAGAAAUAGAUAAAACAGAGAUGAUCCAACCUGGAAAGGAGUAUAAUGUGUGGUAUAACAAGUGGGCUGGAGGAGAUAAAGAGGAUGCUUUAGCAAAUAAAACGAAAGCUCAAACAAGAUGUAUCAUAAUUCGAGAUGCUGGAUAUACGAGAGCAGAUGCUACAGGUAACAAGUACUGUUGCUUGUUCUUUGCGAGAGGAUACUGUCCUUAUGGAUACGAGUGUAAUUUCCUUCAUCGAUUACCGUUACCAAGUCAUCAACUACCUGAUAAUUCUCGAGACUGUUUUGGAAGGGAGAAACAUGGUGAUUAUAGAGAUGAUAUGGGUGGUGUUGGAUCCUUCAAUAGAGUCAACAGGACUUUAUAUAUAGGGAAAAUACAAGAAAGUCCAGACAAGAAACAAGCGGAAGAAACUCUACUGAGACAUUUUGGUGAAUGGGGUAAAAUCUUAAGAUGGAAUAUACUGUAUAAUCGUGGUGUUGCAUUCGUCAUGUAUGAUUCAGAAUUGAACGCUCAAUUCGCAAAAGAAGCUAUGGCGAAUCAAAGUAUGGAUGGUGAUGAAAUAAUCAAUGUUAGAUGGGCAACGGAAGAUCCUAAUCCAGGAGAAAUAAAAGCUGAAGCUAAGAGAAUACAAGAGAUGGGACAGAAUGCUAUAGCAGGAAUGUUAGAUGAAGAUCUUGUAGAGGCUACACAGACUAUUCGAGCUUUGGAGGAAGGUGAUGAGCAAGAUUUCUAUCAUAUUGGAGCAACAAAAGCUCAAGAAGAGGAAGAAGAUGAGUAUCCUGAAGAACCUACCGAGGAAGAAGGAAGACCAGCUAAGAAAGUCAAAAGUGGAAAUGGAUUCUUCGAUGCAGACGCAUUGGAUAAUCUAAAGUUUUAUGCGGAAUUAGCUAAGAAACAAGCUUUGGAUAAUCAACAGAGAAUGAAAGAAAGGAAAAUACCACCAAAACCAGCAGGCAUCGCUUCUCUUGUUGGAGGGUACGGUAGUGAUGAUGACAGUGAUUAG